Molecule: messenger RNA, 549 nt
Organism: Sinocyclocheilus rhinocerous
Lineage: Eukaryota; Metazoa; Chordata; Actinopteri; Cypriniformes; Cyprinidae
Product: gamma-crystallin N-B-like
Exons: 2
Coding region: 4-462 (152 amino acids)
Biological process (GO): lens development in camera-type eye; visual perception
Molecular function (GO): structural constituent of eye lens
Source: RefSeq, a predicted model, not a curated record
AGCAUGCGUCACUCAGGAUGUGUCUGUAGUCUGACCCCGCUCCUGCGCUCCUGCGCUCCUCAGAUCGUGUUUUACGAGGGCCGCUGCUUCACCGGCCGCCGGCUGGAGGUCUACGGUGACUGUGAUAACUUCCAGGACCGUGGCUUCAUGAACCGAGUGAACUCCAUCCGCGUGGAGAGCGGCGCCUGGAUCUGCUUCGAUCAUCCGGACUUCAAGGGCCAGCAGUUCAUCCUGGAGCGCGGAGAGUAUCCCGAGUUCCCGCGCUGGAACUCACACAACGAUCACAUGGGCUCCUGCAGACCAAUCAGGUGUGGUCUAAUGUUCAGGUGGGUGAUGUAUGAAGAGCCGAACUUCCGCGGCCGCAUGUACAUCGUGGAGCGAGGUAAUUACUGCAGUCAUAACGAGUGGCAGGCGCAGAACCCCAACAUCCAGUCCAUCCGGAGGAUCGUCAACUACUUCUAAACCCUCCAGCAUCCUCACCGGGACCCUGCUUCUCUCUCAGCAUGUAAAAUAAACUCUAAACCACAGUCAAGAUGGUAUUUUAUCACA